AUGUUUUCCUUCAACUUAAGGACACAUGAGUACAUUGAAAUGAGACCAAAGAAAAAAGUAUCUUUCUUCUGGACUUACUUAAAAUUGACCAUCUGCCUCCGAGUGGUCGGUAUAACGGUACCGACUCUUAAGCAACGAGGGGAAACAGCAUCCCUCACAUGUGACUACGACUUGGAGGGGGGGAAACUGUACUCUGUCAAAUGGUACAGGGACAACGAAGAGUUCUACCGGUACAUGCCGAAGUUGAGGCCACCGCAGCAUGCACAUAGACUGGACGGGGUUAAAGUUGAUUUGGAAAAGUCGAGCGCGCGGCGAGUUCAUCUCCGAGAGUUAACUCUGAGGUCACGAGGGCUAUACCGUUGCGAGGUCUCUGAAGAAGCACCUUCGUUCCACUCAGCACAGGCAGAGGCUUUAAUGGAAAUAUAUUAUUUACCACGAGAAAAUCCAAUAAUCACCGGUCACAAACGGAAGUAUGAGCCAGGAGCACCUCUGGACGUCAACUGCUCGUCACCAAGAUCUUUCCCAGCACCACACCUAAAGUGGUACAUUGAUGGACAAAAGGUCCAUGACAGCUCUUGGUUGAUAGCGUACGGAGCCAAGCCCGCGCCCCAAGGGCUCUUGGUGACCUCAUUAGGGCUUAGGGCUCCGGUCACGAACAGGAUGAUGCUGCGUUGCGUGGCAACCAUCGGUCCGCAUAAAAGGGAACACACUGUUGUUAUAGGUACAUAA
Amyelois transitella is the source of this 729-nucleotide messenger RNA. RefSeq lists its product as uncharacterized. The coding region runs from base 1 to 729 and encodes 242 amino acids. The record is from RefSeq and is a predicted model, not a curated record. NCBI's taxonomy places the organism in Eukaryota, Metazoa, Arthropoda, Insecta, Lepidoptera, Pyralidae. The transcript is spliced from 6 exons.